Molecule: messenger RNA, 2130 nt
Organism: Calidris pugnax (ruff)
Lineage: Eukaryota; Metazoa; Chordata; Aves; Charadriiformes; Scolopacidae
Gene: CERS5
Product: ceramide synthase 5
Exons: 9
Biological process (GO): ceramide biosynthetic process
Cellular component (GO): membrane
Molecular function (GO): DNA binding; sphingosine N-acyltransferase activity
Source: RefSeq, a predicted model, not a curated record
CUUUGGAACUCUUUCAGGUUUAUUGCCAAGCCAUGUGCCAUAAACCUUGGCAUUCAGGACAGUGGACCUCACAGAGCCCAGCCCAAUGCAAUCUUAGAGAAAGUGUUUACAUCCAUCACGAAGUCUCCAGAUGGAAAAAGGUUAGAAGGCUUGUCAAAGCAGCUAGACUGGGAUGUUCGAAAGAUCCAGCGCUGGUUUCGUCAUCGGAGGAACCAGGACAAACCCACCACCCUCACUAAAUUUUGUGAGAGCAUGUGGAGAUUUACAUUUUAUUUAAGUAUAUUUUUUUAUGGAAUCAGGUUUCUCUGGACGGCACCCUGGUUUUGGGACACACGACAGUGCUGGUACAACUACCCUUUUCAGCCUCUAACAUCAAGGCUUUAUUAUUACUAUAUCUUGGAGCUGGCCUUCUAUUGGUCUCUCAUGUUUUCUCAGUUUACAGACAUUAAACGGAAGGACUUCCUGAUCAUGUUCGUCCAUCAUUUGGCUACAAUUGGACUCAUUACAUUCUCUUAUAUGAAUAAUAUGGUGCGGGUUGGAACUCUGGUGCUGUGUCUCCAUGAUGCAUCAGAUUUCCUUUUAGAGGCUGCAAAGCUUGCCAAUUAUGCCAAGUACCAACGUCUAUGUGAUGCUUUCUUCAUGCUCUUUGGUGUCGUAUUCAUUGUUACACGGUUGGGCAUUUAUCCUUUCUGGAUUUUGAAUACAACCCUAUUUGAAAGCUGGGAGUUGAUCGGUCCUUAUCCUUCAUGGUGGCUGUUCAAUGGGCUCUUGGUAACCUUGCAGAUCUUGCAUGUCAUCUGGUCUUACCUCAUCGUUCGCACUGCCUACAAGGCCCUCGUGCGGGGAAAGGUAUCAAAAGAUGACCGCAGUGACGUAGAGAGCAGCUCUGAAGAGGAGGACAUGACUCCCAACAGCACAAAAGGAGUUUUCAGCACUUCGAGUAACGGCUCCAACCGCAUUAACGGCCACGUGGCUAGUGGCCAGUGGACAGAAGAGGAGUAAGGCCGUGGGUUGGCCUUGAGCAAACACGAACUUAUCUUUAAAUAUCUAGAUGUGUUGAGCUCCACAUUCCCAAGUGAUCUUUAAUCAAGAUACCCCUUCCCCAGAAACCUCCAGCAAAUCCACAAUGGGCACAAUCCAAACCAGUCAGAGGCUUUGCACGACAGAAGGGAUGAAGCCAAUGACUAGGGCAACAACAAAGCUGCAGAUUUCACUUUAAGCCAUUUUGUACUUAAAUCCUAGUCCCGUUGGUAUUUGCGGAGGUGUCUUUGUGACAAACUGGUUUUUACUCAACUCAAGGCGGAACAAGUUUGGGCCAGGCUGGCUGCCGGCCGCAGGAGGGCUUCGGUGCCGUUUUGGUGAUGGUUUGCUCCAGCACCGGUUCAGCAGAUCUCCUCCACGCACUCCAGAAGCCACUAAAGAGCACGGAGAACGCAGGGCCCUGCAGUUCCCCGUCCCAACUGCCCUGGCUGGAGCAGAGACUCUUUUCUCUCAGUCCUGCUGUGAGCACUCUGGACUUCGGCUUGGAGUGGACUGUGCUACACCAGAAGCGUUGCUCUGCCUCGCCGUCGGGGUGCUAAGGAGAUGAUCACUUCUAUCUCUGCUGUCACGAGGGACCAGGCCAGCCUUUGCUGCCUCUUUUGGUGCUGCAAGCCCCUCUGAAGUCUCAACUACAGCCUUCUGAAACGGGGAGGGGGGUGGUUUAUUGCCCCUGAGACAACUAUCACAAUACAGGCCUUUUAAAUUUAUUUUUUUUUUCUGUAGCAAGUUGUGGUUUUGAAGACUUUUUCUAGACCCACUGGAUACAGUUGGCUAAGCUGGGACGCAAGGGCAGACCAGUAUUGGUGGGCUGUGUUUAACUUGCCACAAAAUAAGAUGUUUCAGUCCUGCUCAUCUGUGCUCCGAGGGAGAAGUGGAUGUUGCUGCCGUGAUUUUGCAGCUGGGGAGGAAUGGCAGGGCUGGAAAGGCAGCCACAGCAUAGGCUUUGCUUCUCUAUUUUUACUCAAUGGUACUUGGGGGCAAUAGAAGGCCUGUGUGUCAAUCAUGAGCAAAAUUUUGGAAAACUUCUUGAGUUGUUACCAUUUUAUACCAUUGUUUACUCUUCUCUCCGAUUAAAAGAUGCUUCAGAAA